UGUGGUGUUUCUACUUUUGUUAUUUAGUAUUAAUUGCUUGGUGUCAUAGCAUACCAUCCUUUCUCCCUUAUGCUCAAUCCGAUUUUGUCCUUUUGUGAUUCUGACUUCUAGUUGCUUGAGCAUGUGCUUUCAUCUCUUAUAUUUCCUUUCAUCUUCUCCUCUGAAAUAACAGCAUGUGCUUGAACAUGGGAAACCUCACGAGCGUUCUGCAAUUAUCAAGGAAUUAGCAGGCAAUAUAGUUCAAAUGAGCCAACAGAAGUUUGCCUCUAAUGUUGUGGAGAAGUGUUUGACCUUUGGAGGUCCUUCUGAACGCCAAUUGCUUGUAAAUGAGAUGCUUGGCUCCACCGAUGAAAAUGAGCCUCUUCAGGCAAUGAUGAAAGAUCAAUUUGCUAACUAUGUCGUACAAAAGGUGCUGGAGACUUGCGAUGACCAACAGCGCGAGCUGAUUCUUUCGCGUAUUAAAGUUCAUUUAAAUGCAUUGAAAAAGUACACUUAUGGAAAGCAUAUUGUCGCACGUGUAGAGAAACUUGUUGCUGCUGGAGAGAGGAGAAUUGCUGCUCAGUCUCCUCAUAUUGCUUAGGUGGGCAUAGAAAAAAGAGUGUUAUCUGUACAGCUAACUGAGGCUAGUGUGAUCUCCUACUCUCCUGCUGCAUCAAGAGUUUAUGUUUAUCUAUCUAUCUGUUUAUCUGUCGUGAUGGAUAGUGACCGAUUGGUAAUAAAAUUAUCGGUUGUAAUUGAGAACUGUACAUUGUGUAGUUUAUACAUAGAAUUUAAGUGAGGUGAGGUCCCCUGCAGUGGAAGAUAAAAAUGACUAAUACAAGAAGCAAGGUUUGGUUUUUAAGAAUGUAAAGUUUUUCAUGAAACGGUGGUGAUAUGAGCUAGUAGUUUAUAAGUUGACGCGAUGACUGUACAAAAUGUUGCUAUGUGGAGAGCUGUUUAUUAUUAUUAUUAUUAUUAUUAUUAGGUGAGAGAGCAGGGUUUUUUCUUUCAUGUAUGCUUAUUGACUUCAUUCCUCAAUUUUACAAGCUUAUAUUUCUCUUCA
Molecule: messenger RNA, 1042 nt
Organism: Cicer arietinum (chickpea)
Lineage: Eukaryota; Viridiplantae; Streptophyta; Magnoliopsida; Fabales; Fabaceae
Product: pumilio homolog 3-like
Biological process (GO): post-transcriptional regulation of gene expression
Cellular component (GO): cytoplasm
Molecular function (GO): mRNA binding
Source: RefSeq, a predicted model, not a curated record